GAAAACCAGUAUCUUUCCUGAGACUGCGUGGCACAUUUGGGUUAUGUGAGGAGAGAGAAAGACCUCUCGCACUGUUUGUUCACUGGAGUCAUGCGAGCCCUAUUCCUGUCCCCAUGCUUCUCCUCUCUCCUCUCUCCAUGCCGUCCUACUCUCACUCUUAACAAAACCCCAACUUCAAAUGCUUCUUCUUCUCAUUUACUCUCUCUGGUAAGAGCUGAAACCUGCCUCUAUGGUUCGCCUGUAUGCGCUACUGGCCGGAAAGUUGCUUCAAUUGAAGAGAAGAGAGAAAAAGAAUAUGAAGAAGAAGAGGAAGAUGAAGAAGAAGAGGGAGAAUGGGUGCCUUUUGGAGAGAUGAGGAAAUGGAUGCGUAAUAAACCUUCUGGCUUUGGACAAGGUAAGAACUACGAUACCAGUCUCGAGGAUCGACUGCUUGGAGAGAUGGAACAGAGCAGACAGGCACAAUUAGCCAAUAUUGAAAACCUCAAACGCAACCCAAUUCCGCCCCCUGGUAAAGAAACUCAACUUCAACACAGUGAGAAGAAACAAGAAAUAAUCCAAGGAAGUGUACAAGUGCGUGUUGGGAACCUUCCAAAAAAGAAGAACAUUCAUAGAGAUCUGCAAUCAGCUUUUAAAGGAUUUCCAGGGCUCCUUCAUAUCAGCCCAGCAGUUUCUGGAAAUAAAAAGACAAGGGACCCUGUUUGCAAGGGAUUUGCCGUUCUUGAUCUACAAUCAGAGGAGGCAGCGAAGAGAUUUGUGGAGAAACACUCAGGGCAAAUCAUCAACUUUGGCAAGGUUCAAAAACAAAUAUCUUGUGAUAUUACAAAUCCAAUGCAUUAUGAAACAGCUGAUGGAGACUCAGGGAACUUCAGUCCUUGCCUCCCUGUCUUGCAUACAGGAACAAAUAAUACUGCACAAGAUAGUAAUAAUAUCCUUUCUUCCAUGGAAGAACAAGAGGGAACCUAUGCUGAUGAAUCUGAUGCAAUGGAACCAAAUGGGAGCACUUCAAAUGGCGCAAAGGACCUAGAAGAUACAAGCCCAAGUAAAGCCCUACAUGUCAAAAACUGUGAGCCGGAUGACAAGGGCAUCAAACUGCUUUCUAGUUCAUUGGCAUCAAAGCAAGUUCAGAAAAGACAGGUGCAACAGAAGAAGAAACAGCAGGUGAAAAAGAAGCCAGAAGGGCUUCAGAAACAGAGAUUGGUUCUGGGGUCUGCAAACAGGCUGAAGAUCAAGGAGAGGGUAGUUCUGACAGAGGUUUUCUCGAAGUAUGCAGCAAGCAUUGUUUCGACUGAGGGGCCACAAGAAUCAUGAUUGGACUUCAUUACUCAGGGAAAUCUUCAAAGGGCUUUCCCUUUCCAAAUAGGGAGUAACCAGCGAAUAAUUAGAACACUGCUUUAUUUUACCAACUGGUAUUCUGAGAUGGAUCAAUAGAUUAUUUGUUGGGAUUUCUGUAAUGUUUUCUUGAAGAAUUAAAGAGUAAAUGAAAGUCUAUGAAAUGUUCAAAAUCCUUCAUUUGGCUAACAGGAAAGAUUGUGCACGAUGUCCCUGUUUGGCUGUUUGUAGUCAAAUGUUGAUUAGCCAGAAAGAGCUCCCAGGAGUCUUAAUUAAGUAAAGAAAUGUUGCUUGAUAAUUCUUGCAGUUAACUUGCUAGACAUGUUUCACAGAUGACUAGAUACUGAUAACACACCAUCAAUGUUACAGUAACUUGAGGGGGGAGAAGUGGAGGAGGGAGCCAUGCCCUGCCUCUGUCAACUAGUUAUCCGUAGCUGAAAGAAAUUGAGGGCAUUGCGUCAAGGCUUCCAAGGCCUAUGCGCCCUUAAAGAAUUGUACAUUGUGAGUAUGGCAGAUGACUUUGUUAUGCCACUAGAGACUGCAGAUGGUGAAGACCGUUCCAAAGUGCAACACAUCCCUGAAGUUUGGAUCAGUGGGAAACAAAUGAACAAAUGAUUUUUCGCUCUCUAGGAAAGUUCGGACUUAAGAAAUAGGCUAUGUUUGAGGCCACAAUCUCUCUGGUCCAUGGCCUAAUUCCUGUGUUUUGAUAUCAGCUCGAUGUUUUAUUCUAACUAGGAUACUUACUUUUUUUCUUUUAUUUCUUUUACUUUUGUUGACUUAGUUGGGAUUCUGCUAGUUCACCAUGCAGUGUAGUCAUAAGAGCAACAAAUAUUUAUUGAGGAAUUUAUUUCUAGAUCA
Amborella trichopoda is the source of this 2187-nucleotide messenger RNA. Its product is annotated as RNA-binding (RRM/RBD/RNP motifs) family protein. Gene Ontology annotation, molecular function: nucleic acid binding. Lineage: Eukaryota; Viridiplantae; Streptophyta; Magnoliopsida; Amborellales; Amborellaceae. The record is from RefSeq and is a predicted model, not a curated record.